CAGCCCCCCCCUCUCUGAACAGCUGACAGCAGCCUAAGAAGGCCAGCUGAUCUAUUUAUAGCAGAGUCCCUGUGAGUCCAGGACCUGAUCCGUCUCAGUUCUGCAGCUGCACCCCGUCUCACCACCACCAUGCCCGGCAGCCAGGCCCGGUCCCGGGCCAGAGACCGGAACAAUGUCCUGAACCGGCCCGAGUUCAUGUCCCUGAACCAGCCCCCCCGCUGGGAGCAGGGGGCAGGUGAAGGGCGGGGGGGGGGCCCGAGGAGAGCCAGCAGACAGCAGAGUCAGCAGGAGGACACGGGAGGGAG
Etheostoma spectabile (orangethroat darter) is the source of this 305-nucleotide messenger RNA. Its product is annotated as inactive phospholipid phosphatase 7. Gene Ontology annotation, cellular component: nuclear envelope. The record is from RefSeq and is a predicted model, not a curated record. Gene Ontology annotation, molecular function: sphingosine-1-phosphate phosphatase activity. Lineage: Eukaryota; Metazoa; Chordata; Actinopteri; Perciformes; Percidae.